Molecule: messenger RNA, 3882 nt
Organism: Penicillium daleae
Lineage: Eukaryota; Fungi; Ascomycota; Eurotiomycetes; Eurotiales; Aspergillaceae
Exons: 11
Coding region: 1-3882 (1293 amino acids)
Biological process (GO): DNA-templated transcription; regulation of DNA-templated transcription
Molecular function (GO): DNA binding; DNA-binding transcription factor activity, RNA polymerase II-specific; succinate-semialdehyde dehydrogenase (NAD+) activity
Source: RefSeq, a predicted model, not a curated record
AUGGCACUCGUCCAAGCUCUUUGGAUAGACAAUGAAGACGUUAGCAGUGCGAUAGAGUUCCCUGUCAUCAACGGAAAAACAGGAAAGAUUGUCCACGCAGCGAAUGGGGCGACUCCAGAAUUAGCUGUUGCCGCUGAGAGACGGACGCUGUUACAAUCUGCUGCUCGCAUUCUGCACAAUCGACGACACGAGAUUUCAGAGCUUAUCAAGGCAAGUCUGGAGACCCCCGCUCCGGACUUCAUGGUCGAGGAAAUCAACAUCAAUAAUGGCAUCGCCUUAUUCGAAGAGCUCGCUGGCCAGAUCACAAAUAUGACGACCGGAUCCCUGCCGCACUGUCGUGACUCGAAUACGAUGGCAUUUGUGGUCAAGCAGCCAUACGGAGUCCAACUCGGCAUCGCGCCAUGGAACGCCAAUUCUGAAGGCAUCGGAGCUCUGUCCGGGUGUGCAUCACUUUCUCGGCCGAUUACUGAAAGAAGCUGGCUUCCCCCUGGGGUGUUGAAUAUUAUCCAGCACCGCAGAGAGGACGCGGCCCAGAUCUUCGAGACUCUCAUUAGCCACCCGGCCGUGCGCAAAGUGAAUUUCACUGGGAGUACAGCGGUGGGUAAGGUAAUCGCCGCCAAGGCUGCACAAUAUGCGAAACCUUGCAUUCUGGAACUGGGUGGCAAGGCGCCGCUCAUUGUGUUUGAAGAUGCUGACCUUGAGGAGGCAGCAAAGGCCGCUGUGAUGGGUGCAUUUGUGCAUCAUGGGCAAAUCUGCAUGGGAACCGACACUGUCCUGGUUCAUAAAUCCGUGGCCGAGACGUUGAUUGCUAAAAUGUCAGCCGAGGCGCCACGAAUUCCCUGCAGUUGGGCUGUGUCUGAUCAGCAGGCCAUGAAAACCGAAGCUCUGGUUGAAGAUGCAAUUAACCAAGGGGGUAGACUGGUCUAUGGAAAGCUAGAAAGAAACGGGGCGAGCCUACAUCCGACCAUUCUUACUGGCGUGAAGCCAUCGAUGCGGCUUUACUCGGAAGAGAGCUUUGGCCCAACCCUCGCCGUAUUACCCUUCGAGUCCGAAGAUGAGGCGGUCGCUUUGGCUAACGGACACGAAUAUGGCCUUUCCGCCAGCGUGUUUACCAAGAAUGUGCCGCGAGGAAUAAGGAUUGCGCGCGGAAUUGAUAGUGGUGCGGUCCACAUCAAUUCGAUGACCGUGCACGAUGAAGUCCAGCUUCCUCACGGAGGAACCAAGUCAAGCGGAUGGGGGCGGUUUGGUGUCCCUUGGGCGUUUGACGAAUUUCUACAAAUCAAGACGAUUACGGUGAAGGUCACCGUCGACAUGUCCGACUCCGCAAAAUCACCACCGCCAAAUCCAGCGCCUCGACGCACAGUACCUUCGAAAAGAAAGCAAACGGUCGAUCGGUCGCAUAAUCAGGUGCACCAGGCGUGUUCUACUUGCAAGGCCCGGAAAGCCCGAUGCGAUUCGAAACGGCCGCGCUGUUCGUUUUGUGAAGGCCGUAACCAGGAGUGUGUCUAUCCGCCGCCAUACAAGAGGGCGAUCUGCUCCCAGUCGCACGUGGAUAAUUUGGAAGCGAAGAUACAGGAAUUGGAAGCUCAAUUAAACCCCCAACCAGAGACGAUCACCAGGCAUCAACAGGGCUCAAUCGCCUCGCCCCCAAACAGCUCCCACAGUCGAUCGAAUAGUCCGCAGCUAUGUCUCACCGGGAUACAGGCCAACGUCGCGGCCACAGAUAUCAACGGAGGAAACAACAACUACACUCCUGUAGCCCCCGAGCCGAGGCCCCCGGUAACGACGUUUACCAUCAGCGAAAAUGAGACAGAAGGAAGGGAAACGGCAGACCAGGUGCCAGCAACAGAUGGAAUGGUCGCAUACUCCAUGUCGCCGCAACAGGGCAAAGACACGGAUGGAUUCUACCGUGAUUCUUAUUCUCUUCGGUUUGCCAUGCACGUUAAGGCCUCGACCAUGCCCCGAAGGAUGUCUGCAUCCACCACAACAGGCCAGUCUUUGCCCCCUAGACAGGGCCUCCUUCAAGCGAACGCCAGCUCCCGGGAUGACGAGGAUGAUCUCGCCGCAUUGCGGUCAUACCUCACUAUGCCAUCCUUCUCAGGCAUACCGCAUCGACAUGUUGCGAAACAGUUGCUGGAGGCUUACUUCUUCAAUGUCCACCCUAUCUGGCCUUUCUUAAUCGAAGAGGAUACGCUUGCUCAGUUCGACAAGAUGUACACCUCCGAAAAUCCCAUGGAACCAGUUGCUAUCGCGACCAUGAAUUUGAUAUUUGCACUGGGCUGCCUAUUCUGCCGCAACAUGACUCCCGACGGUGAUCCAGUGAGCACCAUGGGCUCCGGUACUUCCUUCUACAGGUGUGCCCGCGCCUUUAUCGUCGCUCAUACAUAUAAUACCUGCUCAAUCAGUAUGCUGCAGACCCUCCUGCUGAUGGCGCAGUAUCAACAAGGUACCAUGAGGGGGAAGCAAUGCUGGCUUACUAUCGGCCAUGCCACAAGGAUUGCACAAUGCCUGGGCUUGCACUUGGAUUCGCGGGACUGCUCGCAAGCCCCUCUUGAUCGUGAGCUUGGCAGGCGUCUUUGGUGGGGAUGUUUUUCCCUCGACAGGGUGGCCAGCAUGAUCUAUGGUCGUCAGCCAACUCUUUUACACCCCAGAUUCUCGAAUCCCCCGCUUCCUCAGUCGAUUGAUGAUAUAUACAUACGCGAUGGCAAGACACAACCUGAUAGAAUCCCUUCGGUGAACGCCUUCAUUCGCUGCACCGUCCGUCUCUACCUAGUGAUGGACAAGAUCACGGAAGAGCUGCAACCACCCAGUGGACGAGCUGACUCAUCUUUCGAACCCAAUACACGGCGCAACGUAUUGCAGUCGCUAAUAAGUUUGUUAAAGGCUGACGAACAGCUAGUAUCUUGGCAUGCCUCUCUCCCUGACUACUUUCGAUUUUCGUUGGACGGCGCACAGCAGCAAGAAUCACCACAACCAUGGUGGAUACAGCGAUGUAGAACUGUCCUCAAAAAUAGGUUUCUCGGACUGCGCAUUUUACUUCACCGCCAGACUAUCCUCUUCUUACUUGGCCCGCCUAAAUCAAUUGAGAGCGCUACCGAUCCGUCGUAUCACUGGCCACCACUCUUUUCCGACCUUAUCCACGGACCGGCUGGUGAUGGUACUGUCAUACGGCCUCAGUCCAACUUUGAGAGCUUGCUGGCCUAUCUCAGUGCUCAAAUAUGUGUCCAAUCUGCGCAGCAGCAGAUUGACGCGAUUAGUGUUAACCGCCCCGCCAAUCUGACAGGCGCAUGGUGGUGGGACUUUCAUUUCAAUUUCGAUUCUCUAUGUGUCCUGCUCGGUGCUGUAGGGCUUCCAACCGAGCACAGGGCCGUCAUAAUCCUAGACGUGGCUGUGAUUCACGAAACCAUCCGCAAGGGGCUCGAGACAAUUCGUUCUCUGGUCCCUUUUGGGGGUGACAAAUUGCGGCAAAGCGAGAUUUUUCUCCAGCAGUUACAUCAGGUUGCAUAUGAGCAGGACAGGCCUUACCGAAAAAGCCCUCCCAACAGCAACGACGACAGUGACAACCCAGAGAUGCCGCUAAGUACCUUCGCGCCAGGAUUGGGUAAGGAUAUAGGACUCCAUCAUGUAGGUGUAGGAAAUAGUAUAGGACUGGAUGCAUGGGGACCCGUGAAUGCACUGCCCGAUGCUGGAAUGCAGGAUGCAACGAGCAACGUAAACCCGAGCCAAAUGGAAGAGUUGGGAGUGUUUUCUGCGGAGACAAUGGGCUGUUUACUACACAGUUCUUUUAGUUUCUGGAACGCCUUUGAUCGUGAUACAGUCACAUCGCGUGGUCAAGAGCUGGGGCCUGAGAGACUGAUGGAUUUUCAACCGGGCUGGGCUUGA